AUAGGAUCCUUACUACAGGUGCAUUCCCAAAUAAAGCAUCCAGGGCUAUACAAAACAUCGUUCUAUCAUGUAUUCAGAUGCAGGGCCUUGUCGAUCCCCAGUGGCGUAACUUCGGAGGCUCUCUGCUGCUCACCGCCACUGACCACAAAUGGCAGCGGUCAGAGGUACCUCACCGCCGCCGCACCAAAGGCCUCCUUCUAACCGCUGCCCAUGGGCUUCACCGCCGCCGACUACACCUCUGCACAGCUGCCAACCACAGUCCCUUCCGCAUCUCCACUGAUCAUCUCAUUAGUACGAAAGAGAGGCAGCACAGCCAGGCCACAACCCACACUGCCAAGAGAUGCAGAUGCUGGCGAUGCAGGUCCUUCUUCAUCAAACACCCCUCCACUAAGACGACCAUCACAGGGCUCGGAUAAUCUCCAUAAGAUACCUACCAAGAGACGCCGGCUUGAGGCUGAAUCUCCAGCAGCAUCCUCACCACCACAGCGGCGCAUCUCUACAGUGUCGCCCCUUCCACCACAAGCCAUUUUGGCCAGUCCACAAAGCGAGGAUCCACAAUCCCCUCAGCUGUCUGAACCACCCAUCAUGCCCGAGGAUGCCCAGCAGGAAACUGACUUGCAGGAUUCGUACACACUACACCUGCAAGCGAUAGAUCCAAACCAGCCAACCACGCCGCAGGACAUAACCCAACCACCCCAAACAUCCCACAUCCCCCAAUUGAGCCCAACAACACCCCAGCCACAACUGGCCCCAGAGUUUUGGAGCAGUUGGGCCACACAACAGGCGCAACACUAUGCCUGUCUGAACACCCACACCCAAUACCUUGCCAGUCUGCCCCAUCAUCUGCCUAGACUCAGUCGGAACUCAGGCAGACUGAUAGUUCAAGUUGGCAGAAUUGCAAAUUCAAUGGAGCAGAUGAGGGCAGAUAACAGCCAAAUGCAAGCCAAUCUGCAACGCAUCAUGGAUGAGCAACAGCGGCAGAAACAAGCCCUCAUACAAAUUAUCCAACACAACCAACUGAUAAACGAAAACCUCUCCCGAAUUAUUGCCAACAACACUGCCGCUAAUACACAACUCACUGCAAGCCUAAACAACCUGAGCCAAAGCCUUAAUGUGUUGGCAUCCCACCAACUAAGCUCAAGCUCGGGAACAACCACACCAAGCCAGACCCCAGUUACCUCCCCAGUUAGACGCUCCAGCAGAACCAGGACCAACGGACCAUCCCAAUCCUCUGCACCCAGCACACACAAAAAAAAGAAAUGAUGAAGGCUGCAGCAACAAGUACAAUAUUACUUUAAAAAAUAAUGUUUUGGUAAUUGAUUCACUAAAAA
Messenger RNA from Pseudophryne corroboree (corroboree frog), 1331 nucleotides. RefSeq lists its product as uncharacterized. The transcript has 5 exons. NCBI's taxonomy places the organism in Eukaryota, Metazoa, Chordata, Amphibia, Anura, Myobatrachidae. The record is from RefSeq and is a predicted model, not a curated record. Bases 211 to 1263 code for a protein of 350 amino acids.